Molecule: messenger RNA, 431 nt
Organism: Cydia strobilella
Lineage: Eukaryota; Metazoa; Arthropoda; Insecta; Lepidoptera; Tortricidae
Product: putative ATP synthase subunit f, mitochondrial
Exons: 4
Coding region: 46-369 (107 amino acids)
Biological process (GO): proton motive force-driven mitochondrial ATP synthesis
Molecular function (GO): proton-transporting ATP synthase activity, rotational mechanism
Source: RefSeq, a predicted model, not a curated record
GUCAUUUCCGACAUUUGGAGAAAUUUUGGCAAUCUCAAAAUUAUAAUGGGUUUAGGAGACUAUCCUAAAGAGUACGAUCCUAAGACGCAUGGGCCUUACGACCCUGCAAAAUAUUAUGGGAAACCUGAUACUCCAUUCGGCGAGGUGAAACUGAUGGAACUCCCAGCGUGGUUUGCUCGAAGGUCCAAAUCUCCUUCCGCCUUUAUGGGCCUUUUUAGCAGGGCUUGGUGGAGAUGGCAGCACAAGUACAUGCAGCCUCGGAAAGUGGGCGCCGCCCCCUUCUUCCAGAUACUCGUCGGUAACAUGGUGUUCUUCUACGCGAUUAACUAUGGAAGGAUCAGUCACCACAAGAAUUACAAGUACCACUAGGUAAAACAUUAGGUAUGCAAUAACACCAUUUUAACUGAAUGUGUGAUUCUACUAAAUAAUGG